CCCUCCCCUCCCCUCCCCUCCCCUCCCCCAAGAUGGCGGGCUGCGCGGGGCUGCGCUUCUGGGCCUCCUGCUUCCGCUCCUCGCCAGCCCGGCUCUACCACAAGAAGGUGGUCGACCAUUACGAAAACCCUCGGAACGUGGGCUCUCUGGACAAGACGGCCAAGAACGUGGGCACCGGGUUGGUGGGGGCCCCCGCCUGUGGUGACGUUAUGAGGCUGCAGAUUCAGGUGGACGAGAAGGGGAAGAUCGUCGAGGCCAGAUUUAAAACCUUCGGCUGCGGGUCCGCCAUCGCCUCCAGCUCCCUGGCCACUGAGUGGGUGAAAGGAAAAACGGUUGAUGAAGCUUUGACCAUCAAAAACACAGAUAUCGCUAAGGAGUUGUGCCUCCCUCCAGUGAAACUGCACUGCUCGAUGCUAGCUGAAGAUGCCAUCAAAGCCGCGCUGGCAGACUACAAACUGAAGCAGGAUCCUAAAAAGGGAGGGGAGGCAGAAGAGAAACCUCCCAGCGCAUAGAACCCCCCAACCACGCCCUCCCCACCCACCCCCCGGCCCACCCGGCGUUUGCAGUGUCCUCGGCCCGUAGUUGUUAGACCUGUUCAGAAGCCUCUGCACCACAGCACAGAAGCCGAAAGACACAUCAUAUCGCACAGUGAUUCUAGCGCACGUGAAAUGCCUCGCUUCAUCCAGAGCCCCAACCGUCCCGGCUGACUGGGGCCCGGAGAAAUCCGGGCAUCCGGAAGCCUUCCAAUCGAAAAGGGGGCCCAGGUAAAACUUUAACGAGCUCCUCGGGGAGCUCUGGGUCUGAAAGGGAGGGGUUGUCGUUAGAGCGAAUAAAGAACCUGGUGCUGGAACCUACUGUUGGAAAAGGGUCCGUUGUUUAAGACCGUUUGCCUGGAUUUGGGGUGUUGGAAGAAAUAAAUUGUAUAUAAGAGCUCUGCAUAUCUAUAAUUUAAUAUAAUAAACUCAUGUGUGUGAAAGUCA
Messenger RNA from Ornithorhynchus anatinus (platypus), 980 nucleotides. It is a transcript of the gene ISCU, whose product is annotated as iron-sulfur cluster assembly enzyme. The record is from RefSeq and is a predicted model, not a curated record. The transcript is spliced from 5 exons. Gene Ontology annotation, cellular component: cytoplasm; mitochondrial matrix. Gene Ontology annotation, biological process: iron-sulfur cluster assembly; intracellular iron ion homeostasis. Gene Ontology annotation, molecular function: ferrous iron binding; 2 iron, 2 sulfur cluster binding. Bases 33 to 512 code for a protein of 159 amino acids. Lineage: Eukaryota; Metazoa; Chordata; Mammalia; Monotremata; Ornithorhynchidae.